Messenger RNA from Terrapene triunguis (Three-toed box turtle), 2874 nucleotides. RefSeq names its product sec1 family domain containing 1 (gene SCFD1). Gene Ontology annotation, cellular component: cytosol; Golgi membrane. The record is from RefSeq and is a predicted model, not a curated record. NCBI's taxonomy places the organism in Eukaryota, Metazoa, Chordata, Testudines, Emydidae. The coding region runs from base 28 to 1926 and encodes 632 amino acids. The transcript is spliced from 25 exons. Gene Ontology annotation, biological process: endoplasmic reticulum to Golgi vesicle-mediated transport; intracellular protein transport. Gene Ontology annotation, molecular function: syntaxin binding.
CGGAGGUGGGCGGGGCUGGCCGUGAAGAUGGCGGCCGGUAUCCGGGAGAAGCAGACGGUGGCCUUGAAGCGUAUGUUGAAUUUUAAUCUUCCCCCUAUUAAAAACAGCACAGGAGAACCUGUAUGGAAGGUUCUCAUUUAUGACAGAUUUGGCCAAGAUAUCAUCUCUCCUUUGCUGUCAGUGAAAGAGCUGAGAGACAUGGGCAUCACCUUGCAUCUGCUUUUGCAUUCUGAUCGAGAUCCUAUUCCAGAUGUUCCAGCAGUAUACUUUGUAAUGCCAACAGAAGAAAAUAUUGACAGAAUGUGCCAGGAUCUUCGAAAUCAGCUUUAUGAAUCGUAUUAUUUAAAUUUUAUUUCUGCCAUUUCAAGAAGCAAACUGGAAGAUAUUGCAAAUGCUGCCUUAGGGGCUAGUGCAGUAACACAAGUAGCGAAGGUCUUUGAUCAGUAUCUCAAUUUCAUUACUUUGGAAGAUGAUAUGUUUGUAUUGUGUAAUCAAAAUAAGGAGCUCAUCUCAUAUCGUGCCAUUAACAGACCAGAUAUAACGGACACUGAAAUGGAGGCCAUUAUGGACACUGUGGUUGACAGUCUCUUCUGCUUUUUUGUUACACUUGGAGCUAUUCCUAUAAUCAGAUGCUCAAGAGGAACUGCAGCAGAAAUGGUGGCAGUGAAACUAGAUAAGAAACUCCGAGAGAACCUAAGAGAUGCCAGAAACAGUCUUUUCACAGGUGACACGCUUGGGGCUGGACAAUUCAGCUUCCAAAGGCCUUUGUUAGUCCUUGUUGACAGAAACAUAGAUUUAGCAACUCCUCUACACCAUACUUGGACAUACCAGGCAUUAGUGCAUGAUGUACUGGAUUUCCAUUUGAACAGAGUUAAUCUAGAGGAAUCUUCAGGAAUGGAAAAUUCUCCGGCAGGGGCUAGACCAAAGAAAAAGAAUAAAAAAUCAUAUGACUUAACUCCAGCUGAUAAAUUUUGGCAAAAGCAUAAAGGCAGUCCUUUCCCAGAGGUAGCAGAGUCUGUUCAGCAAGAGCUGGAAUCCUACAGAGCCCAAGAAGAUGAGGUCAAGAGGCUUAAAAGUAUUAUGGGAAUUGAAGGGGAGGAUGAAGGAGCAAUAAGUAUGCUUUCUGAUAAUACAGCUAAGCUAACUUCAGCUGUUAGCUCUCUUCCAGAACUACUUGAAAAGAAAAGGCUCAUCGAUCUUCAUACAAAUGUUGCAACUGCUGUUCUGGAGCAUAUAAAGGCACGGAAACUGGAUGUGUAUUUUGAGUAUGAGGAAAAAAUAAUGAGCAAGUCCACUCUCGAUAAAUCUCUCUUGGACAUGAUUUCUGACCCUGAUGCGGGAACUCCAGAAGACAAGAUGCGAUUGUUUGUUAUUUAUUACAUAAACUCAGUGCAGGCACCAUCAGAGGCUGAUUUGGAGCAAUACAAAAAAGCAUUGACGGAUGCAGGAUGUAAUCUUACUCCCUUGAACUACAUAAAACAAUGGAAGGCUUUUGCCAAGAUGGCUUCAGCUCCUACCAGCUAUGGAAAUGUUACAGCUAAACCAUUGGGUCUGUUUUCACGUGUUAUGAAUACAGGUUCACAGUUUGUGAUGGAAGGAGUGAAGAAUUUGGUAUUGAAACAACAAAAUCUACCAGUCACACGUAUCCUAGACAACCUUAUAGAGAUGAAGUCAAAUCCUGAGACAGAUGACUACAGGUAUUUUGACCCCAAGAUGUUGCGAGGCAGUGACAGCUCAGUUCCAAGAAACAAAAAUCCAUUCCAGGAGGCAAUUGUUUUUGUAGUUGGAGGAGGCAACUACAUUGAAUAUCAAAAUCUUGUUGACUACAUAAAGGGUAAACAAGGCAAACAUGUCUUAUAUGGCUGCAGUGAACUUUUUAAUGCUGCACAGUUUAUAAAACAGCUGUCCCAACUUGGGCAGAAAUAGGACCGAAAAACACCAUUAUUUGAAACUACCUGGCAAUUUGGAAGUGUGAAGAAAAAGAUCAUGACAACAAUCAGAUGACACCUUCAUAUCUAUAACCUUGUUAUAACAUUAAAACUUAAACCGUUCCAUUAAUCUGAUAAUUUUGAAGGAAGGCCUGUACUUAACAUAGUGUAUAUGAAUAACAUUUCAGAAAAUAAAACUUAAUCUAUAUUCUGUCUGCUGCAACAUUUCUGUGGUUGGUGCAUUUUACGUUUUUAGAUUGCAAAUGUAAUUGUGGUAUGUCUGGGACUUGAGUGCAAUAGAAAGUGUAUAUGCAAGACCUACAUGCAGAUAAUAGCAUUUAUCAGGUACCAUAUGUAUCCCUUAGUUCUUGUUACAGUAACUGACACAAUCGUUUUAAACAAAAAUUAAGAGAAAAUUGCUUAACUUGAAGAAAUAUGUUCUCCUAUUGAAAGCCAGACCAUCUAAAUGUAUGUUAGAAAAUGGAAGAAGACAAAACUGCAUUUUUAGGCUUGUAUGUUUAUCAGGGGAAAAUUCUAGUAACAAUGUCACAAGACUGGGAAAUAGCAAAAAUCAUAAGAACCUCAUGGAUAUGUUUUGUAGAACCCAAACUAAUUUUUCAGAACCAGCUAUAAAUGAUCAGUGUUUUUAAGCAUUUCAUAAGAACAUAAGAAUUGCCAUAGUGAAUCAGUGGUCCAUCUCGACUACUGUCCCCUCUCCUACAGUGGCCUGAACCAGAUAUUUCAGAAGAAGGUGCAACAAGCUCUUCAGAAAGUUUGUGUUCCUAACCUGUGAUAGAGAUCAGCUGGAACAUUGAAAUAUGUGAAUUUCCAAAACUGUAUUAUUUCUUCUAACUUCAGAUAUUCUUGUCAUCCACAUAAAUACCCAGUUCUUUUUUUAAUUUUAGACUCAAUAUUUUGUACCAAAGGGUUCUGCUGGCUAAUUGUG